Messenger RNA from Aplysia californica (California sea hare), 2073 nucleotides. RefSeq names its product probable ATP-dependent RNA helicase DDX52. The coding region runs from base 215 to 1888 and encodes 557 amino acids. The record is from RefSeq and is a predicted model, not a curated record. The transcript is spliced from 2 exons. Gene Ontology annotation, biological process: maturation of SSU-rRNA. Gene Ontology annotation, molecular function: RNA helicase activity; nucleic acid binding; ATP binding. Lineage: Eukaryota; Metazoa; Mollusca; Gastropoda; Aplysiida; Aplysiidae.
GAACUAACUUUAAUUGAGCGACACUAAGUAGCACACUGGGGAAGUGCAUCGAAGCCCGAGCGAGGGUAAACUUGGAGCUAAAAACAGACUAAUAUGAGACGUUUCUGUGCUUGAACUGGUCAUUUCCUAGCUUUAACACAGAAAGAUUCAGACUGUCAGAAUCACUGUCACUACUACUAUCAGGCCCAGGCAGGUGAGGUGAAUAUAGUGCAAGAUGCAGGGAAACAGUUUGUUCAGGAAGCUCACGGCUUUUGCAAAGUUUGACAUGAAGAGGUUUGGUGGUGACGCUGAUCUGGUCAAAGUUAACAGGCCUAAGCAAGACUUGAAUGGAGCAGCGGCUGUAGAGAACUCUGUUGCUCAAAAGGAGCUGGGUCAGCAAGAAAAGGCGGGUUCUGAGAGUGAAGGGAAGAGGAAGAAAAAGAAAAAGCAGAAAAAGAAGACAGCGGCGCAGUUAGCACUACGCCGUGAGGAAGAGUUGAAUCAUCUAAGAAACAAACAUCACAUCCACGCCAAUGGCACAGAUGUCCCUCCUCCCCUGGCCAGCUUCCAAGAGUUACAGGACACAUAUGGUGUCAGUGAGGUUAUUCUGAGGAAUGUUCUGGCUCAAGGAUAUGCGGAACCCACAGGCAUUCAGCGCCAGGCUGUACCUCUGAUGCUCCAAGGUCGAGAUACCAUGGCGUGUGCUCCGACUGGCUCUGGCAAAACAGCAGCAUUUAUUGUACCCGUACUCCAUGACCUCAGUCAGCUGAUGGGAGAAGAGAAUGGGGAAGAAAACCGAGGCCCAAGGGCUCUUAUUUUGGUUCCCACGAGGGAGCUGGCAAAACAGUCCCAACGUGAGUUCCGUAAACUCUCCAAAGGCCUUGGUCUCAAAAUCUGCGUGGUCGAAAAAGAGCAGACAAUGGCCAAAAAGUGCCAGCAGCAGUUUGACAUUUUGGUGACUACUCCGAAUCGGCUGAUCUAUAUGCUCAAAAACGAGCUGCCGCUGGUCACUGUGAGUAAUCUUCGCUGGCUUGUGGUGGAUGAAUGUGACAAAAUGUUUGAGGCCGGGAAACAAGGCUUUCGGGACCAGCUCGGGACCAUCUACCAGGCGUGUUCCAAUCCCAACCUUCGUCGGGCCCUGUUCAGUGCUACGUUUGCUCAGGAUGUAGAGGAGUGGUGCAAGCUGAAUUUGGACAAUGUAGUGCAAGUGCAUAUUGGGGCGAAGAAUACUGCCACAAAUACUGUUCUUCAAGAACUUGUUUUCACUGGGGAUGAGUAUGGAAAACUUCUCGCCUUUCGCAAUCUCAUCAAAGAGGGGAUGACACCGCCAGUUCUUGUGUUCGUUCAGUCAAAGGAUAGAGCCAAACAGUUGUAUACUGAGCUCAUGUAUGAAAACAUUCGCAUUGACGUCAUGCAUGCAGACCGUCCUCAGGGUCAACGUGAUGAGGUGGUGAAAAACUUCCGCCUGGGUCUGAUCUGGGUUCUGGUAUGCACCGAGCUCAUGGGACGCGGCAUUGACUUCAAAGGGGUGAACCUGGUGGUCAACUACGAUUUCCCAACCAGUGCCAUCAGCUACAUCCAUCGUGUCGGCCGCACUGGACGAGCGGGGAAGAAAGGAAGAGCUGUGACAUUCUUCACAGAGAACGAUAAGCCUCUUCUGCGAAAUAUCGCGGGAAUGAUCCGGCAGGCCGGUUGCCCCGUUCCCGAGUAUAUGACAGCCAUGAAGAGGCCUGGGAAGAAGGAGCGCCGCAACUUGGCUCAGAACGUGCCGGAGAGAAAGUCCAUCCUGACCAUGGACGUUCGUGACCAGGAGAGGUUGAAGAGAAAGAGGAAAUUGGUGCACAAGCAGAGCAAAGACAGGAAGAAAAUGAAAUUGUCGGCCAAACCGGCAUCCCAGAACCAGAAGUGAUUUGUUGAUUUUUAAAACAUAUUAUAUUCCUGUUAAGCCGUUAAAAAUUCUAUAAAAUUCAAUGCAAACUAGGAGAAUUUAUGUAUGUAGUCAAACUCAAACCACUGGUCCAGAGUCUGUUACAUAGUUGUUAAUUUUUGUUUGUUUGUAAUGACAAGUUUUCAGAGUAGCCAAAUGUGGGUUUU